Messenger RNA from Echinostoma caproni, 576 nucleotides. The record is from the annotation of a GenBank genome assembly. NCBI's taxonomy places the organism in Eukaryota, Metazoa, Platyhelminthes, Trematoda, Plagiorchiida, Echinostomatidae.
AUGGACGUUAGCACAAGCUGCAAUCAACGCAAACUAAUUUUCAUUCGCAAAGGGACCAAAAGCGAGAUUGAAAUCGGUCGAACAUUUGCCACUAUACUAUCCGAUCCGGAGUUUCGUACCUCUUUGAUGUACGCCGCCGGCGAGGAUGAAGUUAAAUCACUGUUGUGGGCUCGAGCGCAGGAACUGAGUGUGGAACAGGCUCACUAUCGACGACGUUCAUCAAACUUGGCCCAGGCAAUUCAACUGGCUCUGGCGACGGAAGCAAGUUCGUCCAUAUUUUCCGGCAUUUAUGGAGACUUGAGACGCCGUAUACCGCAUUACUGGUCUGAUAUUAAAGAGGACGUAACGCAAAUGAUUAUAGCUCAAACUCUAGGCGGUUUGAGCUUUGGAUUUCUCGGUGGACAACCAUUGAUUGUGCUUUUAUCCACUGCACCUUUGGCUCUGUACAUAAAAACUAAAAUAACUUUUCCAGUUCCACUUCUAUCGUCUUCGGCUACGCUGAUGGUCUUCAUGAUUGGAACCGAUGCGAGUUGGUCAGAACGAUGUGAUGUGGAAGGGACAAUGAAGGCAUCUUAA